AUGGAGAAGGAAACCCCGCUUUUGGUGUUGGUAACGUUAACGUUGGUCAUUUUAUUCACUAGACCCUAUACAGUUUCUGGUCAGUCCAUCACAAUAACAGGAACAAGUACCUUGGUAACGCCGACAUCAGAACUCAGAAUUACAUGUCAGCCAAGCUCAGCUGGUAUCAGUGAUGUCAGUACUAUUGGUGUUCAAAAAAACACUAGCAGUACUGAUUAUACAUCAAUAGUGUCUGUAGGCUAUAGUAAAGACAGUUCAUCAUCAAUAAUCAGCUGGUCUAACACAGCUUUCCAGAACAGACAGGGUGUGUCGGCGACAGGAAAUGUGGACACUCUCGGUGGUGCUAGGCUUGUGUUAACAAUCACCGCGAACAACACACGAUGUGAGGACGGGGGAGCUUACAGGUGUAAUAUGGGAGUAAUUCUGACAGGUGGUGGUGGUGCCACGGCUAAUGCUGAUAAUUAUGUUACUGCUACAGUUCUGCCGACCUACACCAACGCCCUGUAUGUUACGCCAACUCCCAAUGUAAAUGGUCAGUAUUACUCUGUGGGGACCACACUGACAUUCGGCUGUUCCGGUACCGUAGGCAGUGACAAGAAGAUCCACACGUGGUGUUACAAACAAGCAGGCAUCAAUACCGGAUUUACGGGCUUCCCUAAUGCAGCCAACAUUAAUCAGAAUGAAAACGGUUUGGCCCAGGACGGGUGUAAUUACAAACGCAGCAGUACACUGACCUACAAUGUAACGGCAGCAGACACAGAAACCACAUUUAUGUGUGAACCGUUCACUGGCAGCAUGUGUGGCUCAAGUGCAGCAGGCCUGAAAGCCAACUAUACCGUCAGAAACUUUUCCGGUCAGUCCAUUUCUAUACUAGGGACAGCACGGUUUUCAGUACCUAUGUCAGAAAUAAGGAUAACCUGUCAACCAAGCUCGUCUGGUGUCUCACUUAUACACUCCAUUGACCUGUUCAGGAAUUCCAGUACAGUUCCUUAUACCAAAAUUGUAUCCAUUGACUAUGCUGGAAAUUCAGCGUCGGUGAUCACCUGGGACGAUACAGACCUCCGGGACAGGGUGGGCGUUUCAGUGACUGGAACAGUGAACUCGCCGACAGAUGCUCAGCUUGUAUUUGUAAUCACACGUGGCAAUACGAGAUGUGAGGACGCAGGAGUUUACAGAUGUGGGAUCCGAGCGACUUUGACAGGCGGGGGUAGUGGUAAAUCUGAAGUGGACACAAACGUGUCUGUAUACGUUGCCCCGACAUAUACAAAUGCCCUUUCGUUGAUAACAUCGGGAGGGUGGUAUCCAAACAACGUUAAAUUUAUCUGCUCCGGUACCGUAGGCAGCGACAGGGUAUCCCAUCUGUGGUGCUACAGACGGGCAAUGGACACUGAUUUUAUAGCAUACCCAUACGAAUCAGACAUUCGACAACACGAGGUGGAUUUAGUUGGGGAGGGGUGUAACUACAUUCGAACAAGUUCUCUGACGUACACCGUGAGAUCAGAAGACAGGAGUACUUCCUUUAUGUGUGAGCCUGACACGGGCCGAGGAUGUGGACAGAGUCGGGAUGGCCUAAAAGCAAGCUUCACCCUUACAAACGAUGCACCUCCUAUGACGACCGUUUCAGACACUAACGCCGCCCCUAUACAAUGUAAAUGUAACGUGGUACCCUGGAUCGUCGUUGCCGUGGUAUCCAUAGUGAUCAAUGUCAUUGCGGUCAUCGUUAUCCCCUUUAUACGAAGGUUAAGAUCGAGAGGUUGACAUCUGCAAUGAAGUGAAGAAUAUAUGAAAUACGAAGACGAGACGCUACUCCAGUUAAACAACACAUUAACGGAUGGCUUGUGUGACUUUGCUGCGAAAAACGUUCAUCACAUCAACAGAAAAUAAAGGAAACAGACUUCACCGGGAAACGUAAGGCUUGAUAUUCAUGUUGGACGUAUUAUACUCGUCUUCGUCGUUGGCGUCGAAAACAUUGCCGAGUUUAAAUGUGAAUAUAUGAAGACAAUAGGCGCUGUAUUUAUUUCCAAAGUAUAUUCUUAAAACUUUUACAGACAUAUAUUGACGAUGAAAGGGAGCAAAAUUAUCUCCGUAACCACGAUUUUUAUCCUUUUGCAUGUUUCAUGCAUAACUGAUUAUAUGAAUACGUUUGAUGACUCAAUUGACCGUUUUCCUUUUGUGCCAUAGCAGCAUAGCCUUACGAAACAUCGUCAAUAUCAUUAAAGGCAGUAACAUUCUUAUACAGGGAACAUGUCGCCUUAAAACAUUGCUGCAUUUAAUUGAUAACAUAUACUAUGCUGUUUGUGUAUGAACUACAGACGGUAGAUUUAAUUUUUUACACGUGUGUUAAAUCAUCUUGAAGAAAGUCUAGUGUCAUGAUAGCAUUU
Molecule: messenger RNA, 2381 nt
Organism: Mizuhopecten yessoensis (Yesso scallop)
Lineage: Eukaryota; Metazoa; Mollusca; Bivalvia; Pectinida; Pectinidae
Exons: 11
Coding region: 1-1758 (585 amino acids)
Source: RefSeq, a predicted model, not a curated record